AACAUUAUUUGAAUCGGAGUAGAUCGUGACGUUACAAUCAAAAUCAGUAAAGUAGAAUCAUUUAAAAUAUUAAAAUUAUUACACCAAAAAUCAAAGAUUUGAUAAAAAAAAAUGAGCAACAAACAUGUAUAUGAUGUGACUGACCCUAGUGUCCAUGUGCUUCGCGCAUCAGCUUUUAUGCAAAAUGGCCCGGUGAAACAAGUUCGAAGCCUCGAAGAUCUCGACCGCUGGGUUCGUUCGCAAGCCUUUUAUGAUACUAUUGCAUAUAUAAGCAAUACCAGCAUGGCUAUACAGGGUCGGCGUCUAACCCGAGAGUUUCCAAUAUCAGAGCAAAUGCGCAAAUUGUGUCAAAUUUUUGAUGGCCUUGAGCAUCUUCUUGUUGAACAUUCUCCAAAGUCAGAGGAUUACGAUACUUCGAUUUCGAUCAGUCAAGUUAAAAGUCGAGCCUACCGCGUAUGGAUGCGACAUAUGUUCCAACAUGUUUUUUUUAAGCUUGAUGAGGCAAUCAAAGCAAAGUGCAAGCAUAUUAACGAACUAGGGCAAUAUCUUAGGCGCUCAUUUGGAAAUGCGACUAGCCUUGAUUUUGGUCCUGGUAAUGAGCUUAUGUUUCUUUUCUUUUUGUGUGGUCUAUUUCGGUCUGGAAUAUUAUUAGCCAAAGAUACCGUUGCAGCGGCGUUAAUGCUUUUUGGUCGCUAUAUACACCUGGUCCGUCGAUUGGUUACAACGUAUGCACUGCCUAUAGCCAAAAAUCCGAGGUCGUUUAUAGAUGAUUAUUAUGUUUUGCCUUAUUUAUGGGGAGCUGCUCAGUUAUCAUCAGAAGAAUUAUUUUCUCCGAUACAGUGCGAGCAGCCAAAGCUUAUAGAGAACUACCGCCAAGAUUACAUGAUGAUGGAACUGAUUGAACACCUUCAAAAGACACGUGGAGGCCAACUAAGCCAUGUUGCCUUUCAACUAUGGUGCAUUUUGUCAAUACCUAGUUGGUCGCAGGUUUAUCGAGGUCUCGAACGUAACUAUAUAAGUCAUGUGCUUUCUUCGUUUGAAACUGUGGAAAACGCCAUAUUUUGCGAGCUUAUGUCCUUUGAAGCUUUAAUAUCACCAAAUCAAUUGGCGCUUGCGUACUUGCGUCCAUAUUAUAAUAAUAAACACGAAAAGAGAGAAACCACAAAUGGUAAAGAAGAGGAAAUUAAAAAUCAAGUAAUUGGCUUGGAAUCGAUUUUACCCGUAAGCCGAUAUCUAAGCAUGGAGACCGACCUUUUCCUUGGCUAUCAAGAUCCUAGGAAGCGUGAUGAUCCAAAAUCCAAUGAUAGCUUGGAAAAUCGGCUUUGUAUGGUAAGGCAGAUGGUAGAUGAAAACGAUCCAAACUCCGCUCUAUUUUUUGCCGGACAAAAAAGUAUCCAAAACGAAUCGGUUAACUCGUCGGCUAAUGACCUUCCUUAAGGAAAUGCCAAGAAUUCGAAGAGAAUUAGUAUUUAUUCAUUUAUUUUUUAAUGAAUAAUUCCAUGUUUUCCUCACUUCCAUGUGUUUAUAAGGAUAUAAUUAUUGAUCUCAACUAAAUUAUGAAAUUGAUCUAAUUAGUUCGGCAAAUAUCAAUGUAACUACACGUAUGUGUGAUACAUAAUUCUGUUUUAUAUAAUAAUAAUCAUGACUUACGUAUAUGUAAAAUAAAGAGGUUGUAACUUAACAAUGCAAAAUAACGAU
This is a messenger RNA of Drosophila ananassae, 1698 nucleotides long. RefSeq names its product serine/threonine-protein phosphatase 2A activator. Lineage: Eukaryota; Metazoa; Arthropoda; Insecta; Diptera; Drosophilidae. The record is from RefSeq and is a predicted model, not a curated record. The transcript has a single exon. Gene Ontology annotation, molecular function: protein tyrosine phosphatase activator activity; peptidyl-prolyl cis-trans isomerase activity. Gene Ontology annotation, cellular component: nucleus; cytoplasm; protein phosphatase type 2A complex. Gene Ontology annotation, biological process: mitotic spindle organization. The coding region runs from base 112 to 1437 and encodes 441 amino acids.